This is a messenger RNA of Hypanus sabinus (Atlantic stingray), 3972 nucleotides long. RefSeq names its product nuclear transcription factor, X-box binding 1 (gene nfx1). The transcript is spliced from 24 exons. Gene Ontology annotation, cellular component: nucleus. Gene Ontology annotation, molecular function: RNA polymerase II transcription regulatory region sequence-specific DNA binding; DNA-binding transcription factor activity, RNA polymerase II-specific; zinc ion binding. Lineage: Eukaryota; Metazoa; Chordata; Chondrichthyes; Myliobatiformes; Dasyatidae. The coding region runs from base 167 to 3562 and encodes 1131 amino acids. The record is from RefSeq and is a predicted model, not a curated record. Gene Ontology annotation, biological process: negative regulation of transcription by RNA polymerase II.
UGGUCAGCGGCGGAGGAGGGGUUGGACAGGGGCGCAGGUUUCCGUCGUUUAUUUUUCUCUCUGUUUCGGCCCCCGUUGGGUCGGGUUUCAUUCGUGGGAAACGAGAGCAGUGCCCCGAGGGUGUUUGGCAAUUUACGGGAGGAUGUGAACGGUAGUCCCGAGGAGGAUGGCGGAGCCGAGAGAGGCACCAGGUGGGUUGGAGCUAAAUCCAGAUGCUGCAGAUUUCAUUCCUCGGGAAAUUAAAGAAACACGAAAAAACAAGAAUUCAGAGGAUUUUAGCAGAAACAACACAUGCAUGCCACCAUCAAGACAGCAGCCAUUUCGAAGUUAUCGUUGUGGGUUGACGCACAGAAGGGAAUAUUGCCAGCAGUCAAGAAAUCAUUAUGAAGAACCUAACCAGAAUUCUCAAACUGGCCCUGAGGGGCAUAGGACUAACCAACCUAAAGCAGGUAUGCACAGCUUCCAAAAUCAGCGUCGUCACCGGAUAAAAGAUGACAAGUCUUGUUCUGGAGAAAUGUCAUUUACUGAUGGCUCACAGAGGGAAACUGCUGAAAACCUUGUGCAACCAACGGAGAAAAAAGUGGUGAGAGAUUCUGUAAAGAAAAACACAAUGGAAGAGGGAGCAAAUUCAAUGAGAAACAAGAUUCAUGACCUGGAGCAAGAAAAUUGGUGUGAGCCAGAAAAUCAAAGGGGUGCUAAACCAAAAAAAAUGAAUCUGUAUUUACAUAAACCCACUCGAGGAAGACUGGUCUUUGAAAAAGACAGUAGAAUAUUUAGAAAGAAGUUCACUGAAAUAACUGAAAAUGCUUACCCAUUGGAGGAUGACCAAACAAAAAUUUUUAAUGAGCCUAGGAGAAUAGAUAAGGACGGUGAAGAAUCACAAAGAAAGUUUCUUAGAAGUAAAAACAAUUAUAGGGGGUUCUCUAGGGGCAAAGAGUAUGCUGUUGAUGAAGUGUACAAAAGUUCAAGUGUAGACAGUGUUAGAAUAGGCUCGGGCUGCUCAAUGACUGCUUCAGGUUUGGACGCCAAGGCUGAUAUAGGUGAGGAAAGGGUGAAUCCCAACCUGAGAGAGCGUUUGAGUCACCGAACACAAUCGUGGAAAGUGAAUGAAGUGGACAGAAGGAAACGACGGCAAGAUCUGCAAAAAAGAUCCUUUGAUUCUGGAAGGAAAACAUUUUGGAAGAAACAAAUGGAAUUGCACAAGAGUAAAGAGACUCACACAGGCUUGCUGAUUGAACACCUUACAACUGAGAAAUAUGAAUGUAUGGUUUGCUGUGAGGUGAUCCGUGUAAUGGUACCCAUCUGGAGCUGUCAAAGCUGUUAUCAUGUAUUCCACUUGAAUUGCAUUAAAAAAUGGGCAAGAUCACCAGCUUCGCAGGCUGAAGAUGCAAGUGAUGGUUGGCGAUGUCCUGCAUGUCAGAAUGUUUCAGUACGGGUCCCGAACACUUACACAUGUUUCUGUGGCAAGGUGAACAAUCCAGAAUGGAGCAGAAAUGAAAUACCUCACAGCUGUGGAGAGCUUUGUGGAAAGAAACGACCUGGAACUGAUUGCCCUCACUCAUGCAACAUUCUGUGCCAUCCUGGACCAUGCCCGUCGUGUCCUGCAUUUGUGACAAAAGCAUGUGAAUGUGGGAAAACAAGUCAGUCAGUUCGUUGUGGUCAACCUGGAAAUAUUCAGUGCAAAAACAUAUGUGAAAAUUUCCUGAAUUGUGGAAAGCAUACAUGUGUCCAAGUAUGCCAUUCAGGAAAGUGCCAGCAAUGUCCAUUUAUAGUUCAGCAAGCGUGCUACUGUGAAGCUACUUCUCGAGAAGUUCUCUGUGGAACUGAUAAAGAAUCAUUUGAUGGCAAUGGCUACUUUUCAUGUCAGAAGCCUUGUGGGAGGAUGCUUACCUGUGGAAACCACAAUUGUCUCCAACUGUGCCAUCCAUCUGCAUGUCAGCACUGUCCACGUUUGCCAACUCUAGUACACAGUUGUCCUUGUGGGCAGACUCCUUUGUCCAAACUUUUAGAGCUUGGUUACCCUGAACGUAAGAACUGCACUGAACCAAUACCAUCGUGUGGGAAGACAUGUGGCAAGCCCCUGCCCUGCAGUUCUGAUGAUUACAUUCAUACUUGUAGCAAUCUAUGCCAUGAAGGUGAAUGUGGAUCAUGUAAUGGAACUUCAACAAUUAGUUGUCGGUGUGGAUUUAAGAAGAAGGAUGUUCCUUGUGCCAGUAUCACUAAGGAAGAUCUGGUGUUCUUGUGUGACAAGCGCUGCAAUAAGAAACGUUCUUGUGGCCGCCAUAAGUGCAAUGAGAUUUGCUGUGUAGACACCGAACACAAGUGCCUUCUUCUUUGUGGGCGCAAGCUUAACUGUGGACAGCAUAAGUGUGAAGAGCCUUGUCAUCGUGGAAACUGUCAGAAUUGCUGGCAAAGUAGUUUUGAUGAACUGACAUGUCAUUGUGGAGCAUCAGUAAUCUAUCCUCCAGUGCCAUGUGGCACCAGACCUCCUGAGUGUAAAAACCCCUGCACCAGAGAGCACGACUGUGAUCAUCCUGUGUUCCACAAUUGCCACAGUGAAGAGAAAUGUCCACCUUGUACCUAUCUCACUCAAAAAUGGUGUAUGGGGAAACAUGAGAUGCGGAACAACAUUCCUUGCCACCUUUCUGGCAUUUCCUGUGGGCUUGCAUGUAACAAACUCUUGCCUUGUGGAAUGCACAAAUGUAAGAAGAUCUGUCAUAAAGGUGACUGUGGUGCUGAGGAGGAAUGUAAACAGCCAUGUACCAUUCCACGACCUGAUUGUAAUCACCCGUGCUCAUCUCCAUGCCACCCAAGUUCACCGUGUCCGAAGGUGCCAUGUCAUGCAGAGGUAACAUUAUAUUGCAGUUGUCAACGCAGGAAAGAGGUAAUGAUUUGCAGUGAAGCUUCCAGUAACUACCAAAGGAUAACUGCUAUUUCCAUGGCUAGUAAACUCUCUGACAUACAGCUUGGAGACUCUGUGGAAAUCAGUCGGCUCAUUUCUAAGAAAGAAAUUAAACAAACCAGACUGGAAUGCGAUCAAGAAUGUGCAACACUGGAAAGAAACAGACGGAUAGCAGAUGCUUUAAAUAUUAACCCUGCCUCAGACCCAUUUCACACUCGCAGUUUAGGAUCCAAGUACAGUGACAGUCUGAAGGAAGAUGCGAAGAAAGAUUUAAAGUUUGUGACUGAAGUGGAAGAAGAAAUUAAGGCUCUGGUAGAAGCUGUCAAUAAGGGCAAGCAGCAGAAGAAAAGUCGUUGCUACCCCCCUAUGAACAGGGAGCACCGCAGAAUCAUUCAUGAGUUGGCUGAAGUCUAUGGUGUUGAAAGUGUCAGCUAUGAUAGUGAGCCCAAGCGCAAUAUUGUUAUCACUGCUGUGAAAGGAAAAUCAAUAUGUCCAAAUGUUUCACUGACUACUGUAAUAGAGAGAGAGAUGGUAACAAGACCACCACCACCAAUUGCCCACUACAGGCAACAGGUUCCCAAGAUUGACAAUGGAACAUUCAACAUGCAAAAACCAUUUAAGGAGGAACCAAUCAUUGAUUACUUUGAUGUUCAAGAUUAGAAGAAUACUUUUUGAUUAUAUUUGGAGUUUGGACCGCACAUCCGAAAUUAAGUGAAAUGCAGUAACAGAUUCAGUAAUUAAUAACAGAGAGCUGAGGAAAAUUCGUAGGAAGAGACAGAUUUGGCAAUCGUAAAUUCAGUUCAAUAGGCAGAACACAAUGGAAUGCCAUUCUACUCUGUUGGAUAUUACAAUUGUAUGAGAAACACAAAAGUGAAAACGGCAACAUCUAUGGGGUGAAGUGUGUACUGUACAUUUCUGUCAGCAUUUGUGCUGCCGCUGCAGACAGUGUUGACCCAAGGCUUAACAUCGUUUUCUCAUUUGUUUUGUGCUUUUGAUAGAAACCUACUUUAGCACAAUGUUAAAGGUGGCUGUGUAAUUAUUGAACUCAAUAAAGAUGAAAUUAAUCUGAA